CUAGUGUUCAAGCUUUCGUAAACACUUUCCUGACGGCCAAAUUUUAGUCAAUUGAAGGCCGUUUCACCUCAAAAUAGCAAAUUACGAGGUAUGCAUUUUUGUCGCAGCUGCCCUCUGGUGGCUGGGUUUUACGUUGAAUCAACAGUGCACAUGUGACCGUGGCCUUAUCUGCCUUUGUGGCUUUGUCGGCGAUGCAGCGGCGGAUGGCCUUGGGCGCUCAGAGGGGAAAACCGGCGGAGCACCGCGGAGCAGACCCAGCAGACCCCAAGGAUCGGUAGAAGUGCGAUACGGCCUUGGAAGUGCGUAGUGCUUAUGUGCUGAUGGGGUUGGAGUGUCUCGCAUGCUGUUGGCCGAUCCCUCCAGCUGACGGUGGUGGUAGAACGUCCGACAGCGUCUGCUCAGCCAUGGGCAACUCCAACUCCAGCGAAGAGAACCGCCGGCGCUCCAACCGCUCCGGCUACAGCUCUGAAUUCGGAGUUGAGGUGACUGGUGACAUGCUGGAGGAGCAGAGGCGCAUUUUCAACCAAAUCCAAGCCGACGACAGGCGCAGGGCGGAGGAGCUUCGCGAGAGGCAACAACAGCAGCAACAACUGGAAGCUGAGCGCGAGCGUCAGCGGCGGACGCUGGCGCUGCCCACACCAGUGCCGUCUGCACCGCCGCCGCCCGCACCGGCGCAGGCGGGCAUUUCGUUGCCCCAGGUGUGCUACCGCCACAACACACAGCAGGGCUGCGCCAACGCCCGCUGUCGACGGCUUCACGUCUGCCGCCUGUUUCUGGCGGACAUCUGCAAACAUGGCGCGAACUGCCGCUAUGGACAUUCGCUGACCACCGUGUAUAACCAGGUGGUCUGCAAUCGCUACAACCUGGACACCAGUCGGGAGCUAGCUUCCAUCCAGAAGCUGAGGCGCGCCUUCGACGAAAACGAGGAGCUACCGCCGUCUGGGUAUGCCAGAAACCUCGAGAGAUGCUUCAAAUUCGGCUCCAAGACCUCGUGUACGCUGAGUGACUGCAACAGAAUCCAUAUCUGUAGGCGGUUUAUCGCCGGUACCUGCGCAAGAACUAACUGUAAGUUCGGACACGAUCUUCACACCACGCACAACAACAGCGUGCUGAGCCGACACCGUGUGACGCGUAUGAGAGACAGUGAGAUUAUCGAGCUACUGCGUCAGAAGGAGAACCCGGACGGCCUACAGGCUGGCGGUGCCGCCGCUCCCUCGGCUCCCAGUGUCAACUCUCGUCGCCAGCAGUCUGCCAAGCCCGCCGGCGGACCGAAUCAGAAGAAGACGGGCGGCGCGACGGCUCCGGCGUCUCCGGCCGGCAUCUCGGACGAGCUGCAGUGUCCCGUCUGUCUGGACAUGUUCAACAGAGCCACCACGCUCGGCUGCGGCCACACGUUCUGCGCCCAGUGUCUGGAGGAUACGCGCCGCUCGAGCGACAACAAGUGCCCCAUGUGCCCCAUGUGCCGGGCGGUCAUCACAUCCUCCACGCACUCCGUCACCCUCGACAACAUCAUCAGGAGCGUGCUGGCCAGCCAGUGAGGAGCGGCCGGCCGGCCGGCAACCGGACCAACUUCGCAAGGAACGCGUUGGUCUGCCACUGAGGAGCGUCUGCUCUAAAACUUUCUUCGGGAAUGAACGAAAAAACGAGGAGGCACGCCGGUGAAGGAGUUGCGGGCAUGCACAACUUAAUCGAGAGUACGGGACCAUCUAGAAACGAGGCCGUCAUAACAUAACCAAGAGAACGGUGACCGAUUGACCCAUGUUGGUUACUGGUAAUACCGUGAAUUGCAGCAUUAGAAUCAACCGGGCAGUGAGCCAGGCUGUGAGCAUCAAUGAUGAUACGUGGACUUUCACAAGGCAGGGAGUAGGGGAUACGCCACUAUCUGUACGAGUACUGCCAUGUACUGCUUUUGCCGGGAUGCUCUCGAAGAUGCAUAGUACGGAACGCACUUUUCUUAUUUCUGAUAGCACGUAUUUGUAGCUCAGUGUUGCUUGGGCUGGCUUAAAUGCUUUGGUGCCUUUGGCGAGUAUGUAAGAUGUUCGUCUCUUGUGAUAGAGGGCAGUUCGAUGUGAAGUGCCUGAGGAGUGGCCAGUAUUGUUGCAGGUCGCGAAGCCGGAGGAAGGUCAAAGCGAAGGGUCUGAGAAAGGCAUCACUUGUGUAAUAGUGUCUUCUGGUGUUCCGAGCUGCUACACUAUUUAUACGGCUUCGAGCCUAGCCAGCGGUUGCUGAUCAGUAGUUGCGGAUUUCGCUUGCUGUUGGUUACAGCGCUAUUGUUAUCCCAGAUUUCGUGGAUCUAAUGAGAAAGCUAACGGUUUCGUUAUGCUGACGUGAGUUGGCGCUAUGAGUUGUCUACAGCCCAGAUUUUCGUCCGAUAUUUUGUGAUUUUGGGCGAGCAGCUCGCGGUUGGCUUCCGGCUACUAAGUUCUUGUCGCCUUUCUGGUCAAUUAUAUUGUUGUUGCGACUAGCCUUCUAGUUGCGACAUGGUUAUGCAUAUGGAUGUUGUGUCGUUUACUCCGUGUGUGGAUCCCUUCCGCUAUCCUUGGAUAAUACAUUUCAAAGCAACAA
This is a messenger RNA of Amphibalanus amphitrite, 2565 nucleotides long. Its product is annotated as protein mono-ADP-ribosyltransferase PARP12-like. Gene Ontology annotation, molecular function: metal ion binding. Bases 321 to 1538 code for a protein of 405 amino acids. The record is from RefSeq and is a predicted model, not a curated record. Lineage: Eukaryota; Metazoa; Arthropoda; Thecostraca; Balanomorpha; Balanidae. The transcript has 6 exons.